Diospyros lotus (date-plum) is the source of this 2187-nucleotide messenger RNA. RefSeq names its product probable leucine-rich repeat receptor-like protein kinase At1g68400. The transcript is spliced from 3 exons. NCBI's taxonomy places the organism in Eukaryota, Viridiplantae, Streptophyta, Magnoliopsida, Ericales, Ebenaceae. The record is from RefSeq and is a predicted model, not a curated record. Gene Ontology annotation, biological process: protein phosphorylation. Bases 66 to 2075 code for a protein of 669 amino acids. Gene Ontology annotation, molecular function: protein kinase activity; protein binding; ATP binding.
UUUGCAUACUGCAGACUGGCUAGUAGUACGUAGCUAGCCAUAGCUACCGGCGGAGAUGCUUGAUCAUGAUGUUCUUGCUCAUAAAUCUGCCUCUAAAGGUGUUUGUGAUCAUCUAUACCGUCCUAGUGUUAAUCAUGUUCCAAGCCAUCCACUUCUCCAACAACAAUAAUGUUGUAAUGGCCAUGAUGUCCGCCGGCGAGCACUGCAGCUUCUUCCCCGAUGAAAGAGAUGCCCUUUUGCAACUGAGAGAUUCCGCGUCGAUGAUGAACUCUACUACUUGUACUUCCAAUUAUCUACAUGCAAAUUGGACGGGACCCCCUUGCUACAAGAACCAGAGCAGAUGGGCUGGGAUUGCUUGCUUCAAUUGUCACGUCACCCACCUCGUCCUCGAAGGCAUUCAGCUCACCGGAUCCCUCCCCCCAUCCUCCUCCUUCCUUCACAACCUUACAUUCUUGAGCAAACUUAGCUUCCGAAACAACUCCAUCUACGGCCCUCUCCCCAAUCUCACCAAUCUUGUCCACUUACAAUUCCUCUUCCUCUCCUACAACCUCUUCUCAGGUCUCAUCCCCUUGCACUACAUUGACUUGCCCCAGUUAAGAAAACUAGAGCUUCAAAACAAUUCUCUUCAAGGAUCCAUCCCACCAUUUGACCAGCCAUCCCUCACGGCUUUCAAUGUCUCCUGCAAUCAUCUUGAGGGCUCAAUACCCCCAACCCAUGUCCUCCAAAGCUUCCCGGAGAGCUCCUACGAUCAUAACUCUGAUCUGUGCGGCCAACCAUUGUCAAUUCCCUGUCCGCCGCCGCCGGUUCCGCCACCUCCAGCAGGUGCCUUGGCUCCUUCGCCCAUUCCCAUUCCAUCCAAGGAAAGAAGAAAAAGGCAACUUCAAGUGUGGGGUAUUGCUUUGAUUGCAGCUGCCUUUGCGCUGAUUCCUUUCUCGAUCGUGCUGGUCUUGGUGUGCUAUUAUUAUCAUAAGAGAUCAGACUCGCAUGCCAAAGAAGCAAAAGAAGAUCUCGAUGAUCAUCGGGGAAAAGUUUCUGAGGGAGCCCACUGGAAAAUGCAUUGGUGGAGGGCUAUCAAUGAUUCAGAGAGGAGCACAAGUAGUAGUGUAGGAUUAGACUAUUGCAUUGGUGACAAGGAAAGGCCUGUGUUUGACUUGGAUGAAUUACUGAGGGCUUCAGCUGAAAUGAUGGGGAAGGGGAAACUGGGGACUACAUACAAGGCGGUGAUGGAAUCAGGAGGUGUCGUUGCCGUGAAGAGACUCAUGAUCAAAGAGAUGAAUGCAUUAAGCCGGAAGGAAUUUGUACAGAAGAUGCAGUUGCUAGGCAACACGAGGCAUGAAAACCUUGUGGAGAUUAUAUGUUUCUAUCAUUCCAAGGAGGAGCAAUUGGUCGUCUAUGAAUUCGUUCCCGAUGGAAAUCUGUUUGAGCUUUUACAUGCGAACAGAGGAGUUGGCAGAGUGCCUUUGAACUGGAGAGCAAGACUGUCCAUUAUCAAAGGAGCUGCCAAAGGUCUGGCUUUCCUUCAUCAUCAGUCCCUGCGGCAGCAGCAGCCUAAUUCUCGCAGAGCGUCACAUGGCAACCUUAAAUCUUCAAACGUUCUCAUACAGCGCGACGUCGACACACAAAACUACCGCUCGAAGCUGGGAGAUUUUGGCUACUUACAGCUGCUGCCAUCUCGAAAAUCUUGGGAAAAGCUGGCCGUUGGGAGAUCUCCCGAAUUCUCUCAGGGCAAGAAGCUGACCCACAAAGCCGACGUCUACUGCUUUGGCAUUAUUGUCUUGGAGGUGAUAACUGGAAGGAUCCCUGGUGAAAUCUCAUCAUCAAUCAGGGGAAACGAGGACACAGUAGAUGAUGAUCUUUCAGAAUGGGUGAGAAGCGUUGUGAACAAUGAUUGGUCAGCGGAUAUAUUGGACCUGGAAAUAGUUUCAGUUUCGGCAAGAGAGGAACACGAUGAGAUUAUGAGACUCACCCAGAUAGCUCUCGAGUGCACAGAUAUGAUGCCAGAGAAGCGGCCCAAUAUGGCCCAAGUGGUGGCCAGGAUAGAAGAACUGGAGCAUUCACAUGUACAGAAAAUGUAAUUACUCCACUCGAAUCCCGACUCUUGAGAGGGGGGGAGGAUGCGCGCUCAUAUUUAUAAUUGCUGUUGAUUAACGUAUGUAGACAUGAUGAAGGGGGCGUAUUUAUGUAUCA